This is a messenger RNA of Mycetomoellerius zeteki, 796 nucleotides long. RefSeq lists its product as uncharacterized. The record is from RefSeq and is a predicted model, not a curated record. The coding region runs from base 175 to 729 and encodes 184 amino acids. Lineage: Eukaryota; Metazoa; Arthropoda; Insecta; Hymenoptera; Formicidae. The transcript is spliced from 3 exons.
AGAACAGAUGGCUUUCAAGAUGCUGUUCUGGUGAAAGAUGUAGGCGUAUCCUGCAACCUUUUAAACAAAAAUACGGUCAAAUCUGAUAUAUCAAUUUCAGGAGUUGAAAACUAUCUCAUUAAACAGCUUAAACUCGAGUACAAUGAAUUAUCGAAUAUUACAAGAAAACUAAAUAUGUAUAUCAAGGAUAUUUUGAAUAACUUAUUAUUGAGAUGCAGAAGAAAAGAGCAAUUUCAUGAAAAAUUGCAUGUAGCUUCGAAGCAUGUAAUGACAACACAAUGUACAGAUGAAAUAGGAAAUCCCUGCUUAAAAAUAAGAUCUCGCUAUGAUACAAAGAGAAAAUGUGGAUCAUCCAAUAUUGAUUUAAAUAAAAGUUUUGUUAGAAAGGAAAUUACUCGAAAGAAAAUGCAUGGAAAUAAUAAUACAGAAAAGCGAUGUGUGGAGUUUAAUAAAGCUUUCGCGAAAGGAUUUCUCGAACUCUCGUCGAAAUGCAGUGGCGUGUUGCUAAGUAAUUAUCUGAUAAUGAAAAGAGAGAAAGUAUCUAGUAAUGCGUCGAAGGCUCGUUUACGUAAAACCGAAAAUUUCUCGCUCUCUGGUAAAUUGUGCGAGGAUCGUGCAACAGAUAGAUCUCGUAAAUGCUUUUACGCAAGCAAAUGCAAUUCUCUUCACCAAUUGGCAGGAAAUAUCCAAACAAAAAAAUUGCAGAUCCAAAAGUGCGUUUACCGUUAACACUUCCGAGUCGCGACGAACAGUCAAUCGUAUUUGACACGCAAUCGGAGAAAGCUGGAUUCGAAGA